AAGAGUUUUAGCUGAGCUGGGAUCUUCUUUCUUUCCAUAAUCCACAUACACACACUCUCUCUCUCUCUCUCUCUCUGCGGCCAUACCAAUGAAUGAAUAUAGAUAGGGUCCGAACAAUUCGAAAAUGAAACGAAAGCCCCAACCCAGCCCAUUCCCCAUUAGUUUCACGAGAAAGCUGCGCAACCUAACGCGACCUCUCUCUAUCUCUCCGUCUAACUGACUAGUAUUCUCAUCUUCACUCUUGUUCAUUUUCAUCAUACUCAAUUUUAAAUUCAAAUUCGAAAGCAUAGGAUUCUUCAACCGGAGAAUAGAAUGAAGGACAAGGACAAGGACAAGGAAAAAGAGGCGGAGAAGAAGAAGUACCCUAUCGGCGCCGAGCAUUACGAUCUCUACGAGGAGAUUGGACACGGCGUCAGUGCCGCCGUCCACCGCGCGCUUUGCAUCCCCUUAAACGAGAUCGUCGCCAUCAAGAUCCUCGACUUCGAACGCGACAACUGCGAUCUGAACAAUGUUUCACGCGAAGCACAGACGAUGGUGCUGGUGGACCACCCUAACGUGCUGAAAUCGCACUGCUCCUUCGUGAACGAGCACAGCCUGUGGGUUGUGAUGCCGUACAUGGCGGGCGGAUCGUGCCUCCAUAUCCUCAAGGCCGCGCACCCCGACGGAUUCGAGGAGGUUGUGAUUGCUACCAUCCUUCGCGAGGUCCUCAAGGGUUUAGAGUACCUUCACCACCACGGACACAUCCACAGGGACGUCAAGUCCGGCAACAUUCUCAUCGAUUCCCGCGGCGCCAUCAAGCUCGGCGACUUCGGUGUCUCCGCCUGUCUCUUUGAUUCCGGUGAUAGGCAGCGCACCAGGAAUACUUUUGUUGGAACACCUUGUUGGAUGGCACCCGAAGUAAUGGAGCAGUUACAUGGUUAUAAUUUCAAAGCUGACAUUUGGUCAUUUGGCAUAACUGCACUGGAGCUUGCCCACGGUCAUGCUCCUUUCUCAAAGUUUCCCCCAAUGAAGGUACUGCUUAUGACUUUGCAAAAUGCACCCCCCGGCCUUGACUACGAGAGGGAUCGAAAGUUCUCUAAGUCAUUUAAGCAGAUGAUUGCUAGUUGCUUAGUGAAAGAUCCUUCAAAACGACCCUCUGCAAGCAAGUUGUUGAAGCAUUCCUUCUUCAAGCAGGCUCGCUCCAAUGAUUAUAUUGCACGAACACUUUUGGAGGGGCUGCCUGCUUUAGGUGACCGCAUGGAGGCCCUAAAGAGAAAAGAUGAAGAUAUGCUUGCACAAAAGAAAAUGCCCGAUGGCGAGAUGGAGGAAUUAUCACAGAACGAAUACAAACGGGGAAUUAGUGGCUGGAACUUCAAUCUUGAUGAUAUGAAGGCUCAGGCUUCAUUGAUCCAUGAUUUUGAUGAUGCUAUAUCAGAUAUCAAUCAUGUAGCAAGUUCAGCUUCUUUAUCUUCCCUUGAUGUACAAGAUAAGCCGAGUGCAAGUCAUAAUCCCUCUCGAAGUGUUGAUCUGGAAGAUAUUGAUGAGCUACAAAAUCAAUCAGCUUCUGUUCCAGCAAUUGAUUACACAGUAAAUGAUGCCAAGAUCAAGUUUGAAAAAUCUGACGAUGACUCUAGCAUUACCAGUUCAAGCCAUGAACAAAGCAUUUCACUAGCUUCUCCGUCCUGUCUUGAUGAUCGUGUGGACCAUAAUGUGGGAGAAAAAUCUGAUGUGGAAAAUGGUAUGGCUAUCCAUUCUUUUCAUAGAAGAGGAUCUUCAUCAAGCAUUUUACCUGAAGUAACUCUUCCACAAAUUCGACCAGAAAGUGAGAAGCCACCCAAUCUGCCCCAGAGCACCUCAAGUGGCAACGCAAAUUCACAGACAGGAGAGGACGUGCUUACUGAACUUCCUUCUAAAAUCUCAAAAUCAUCAGCUAAUGCUGAAGAGACUGAUGAGAAAGCAAAGAUACCAGUUGUUCAGCAGAGAGGACGUUUUAAGGUUACAUCUGAGAAUGUUGACCCAGAAAAGGUGGCCCCUACUCCUGUACUGCAAAAGAGUCACAGUAUGCAGAUUAUUAGCCAGCAUAGUGCUCCUGCUCCUCUGCCUUCACCAUUACCGUUACUGUCAGCAUCUGAUGCUACUAUAUCAUCAAAUCUUUCUGGCUGUUCACUUUUCCCUUUGUUGCACUCUGUGCUGCAGACAAAUAUUCUUCAAAGGGAGAGCAUUUUAAGUUUAAUGAAGCAAAUCAGUGCAAAUGACACCACAGCUGAUGCCACGUGUAUCCCAGCACAAAUAGCAGCUACUGAGAAAUCUUUGGUAUGUAAAUACGGCUCACUUUUUUUUUCACAUUUAAUCACUUGUUAUGUUGGAGAAAGAGAAGCACAAAACAACAACUUGUUAUUUGCUUAAUUGCUAUGAAAAAAGUGAGAUUUGAGACAAGAUUGGUAUAUUUACAAUAAUGAGUACAUUUUGAGUUACGGCUUACAAGAGACG
This is a messenger RNA of Arachis ipaensis, 2469 nucleotides long. Lineage: Eukaryota; Viridiplantae; Streptophyta; Magnoliopsida; Fabales; Fabaceae. The record is from RefSeq and is a predicted model, not a curated record.